This is a messenger RNA of Penicillium macrosclerotiorum, 252 nucleotides long. RefSeq lists its product as uncharacterized. Lineage: Eukaryota; Fungi; Ascomycota; Eurotiomycetes; Eurotiales; Aspergillaceae. The transcript has a single exon. Bases 1 to 252 code for a protein of 83 amino acids. The record is from RefSeq and is a predicted model, not a curated record.
AUGAUUCAAGAUCGCAAAAGACUCGACAACGCACAGAUUGCCGAAGCUGUCCGGUCGAAUCUCAAGGGCCUUGGAACUGUGUUAUCCCCCGCUAACUGUAUCGGCCGCCGACGAAGCAUUACCCUACCUAUGCUAGAAGCUCUCCACGAACAUCGUUUCGAGCAGUCCGAUCUAUACCAGGAUGAAAUGGUGGCGGCUUGGUGGGCUGAGUUCCGUGUGCCGGUGACAAUCUACAGCAUGGCAGAGCCCUAG